Messenger RNA from Perkinsus marinus ATCC 50983, 213 nucleotides. RefSeq lists its product as hypothetical. The record is from RefSeq and is a predicted model, not a curated record. NCBI's taxonomy places the organism in Eukaryota, Perkinsozoa, Perkinsida, Perkinsidae. The transcript has 2 exons. Bases 1 to 213 code for a protein of 70 amino acids.
AUGUCGACAAGACCUGGACCUGUUGAUGAGGACUCUUCCUCUUGUCUGUCGGGUGGUGAGGGUGAGGGAGCAGUCAGCCAAGAGGACUACGUCAAGUUGCGGAAUAUGAUUAACAAACAGAUUAUUGACCCGCUGCAAGAGGCUGAUCAUCAUCAACAACAAGGGUGGACGGUGAUAGACCGUCUCGCCAGCGGCGGCGGCGGCCAGCAAUAG